AUGGCCAGAGCUUUCGCCAUCAUCAUGAGAUUCAUUGUGGCCUCCAUCGUCAUGCGGUUGAUUUUGUUUACCACCAGAAAUGGCAAGCGAAGCAUCGAAAAGGUUGUCAACGCAGACGCCAGAGAUACAAAUCUGACCAAUGUCACAGCCAUCCUUAGCCGUGCCACAAGUCGAGUUGUCAGUGCUGAUACGGAGCGCUUGGCACUGGUCACCGAACUUGGCAACGUUUCCGUUACAUUUGUUGCUGUAGGGGCAUUCUUCGUUCCGGGAGCAUGGCUUGGCACUUAUGCCCACGGUGACCGGAGUACAAGUACCAUCCAGACAGACUUGCCCUGGGUCACAAGCUUCUCUCUCGGUUCCGCAGAAUGCUGGGUCGUCCCCAAGCUUGAUGGCUGCGCACACGUUGUUGAGACACACUUCACCAGCCUUACACUUGCUGGAUCCGCCACAAUUCAGGGAAUCGGUGACGACGUCGAUGGAGUGACAGGCUCCGCUCUUGCACCACUGGCCAGAGGCACAAGCAGUCUGCGCAUCACCGCAUUUUUCGUGGUCAGCGUCGCCGAUCUUUAG
Messenger RNA from Clonostachys rhizophaga, 570 nucleotides. NCBI's taxonomy places the organism in Eukaryota, Fungi, Ascomycota, Sordariomycetes, Hypocreales, Bionectriaceae. The record is from the annotation of a GenBank genome assembly.